Molecule: messenger RNA, 813 nt
Organism: Penicillium manginii
Lineage: Eukaryota; Fungi; Ascomycota; Eurotiomycetes; Eurotiales; Aspergillaceae
Exons: 1
Coding region: 1-813 (270 amino acids)
Source: RefSeq, a predicted model, not a curated record
AUGUCACUAAAACAGGCAUUAGACAAAGUUCCUGCAGGAGUGCCACUCCCUUGGAAAUUUCACCACGAAAACUGGGAGCAGCCAUGGGAGUCUCAAUCGGGUGAUUUUCCACCUGACGAAACUGAGCUGCAACAUGGUCAAAGACGACGUCAAAUAAAAUGUGAGCGCUGGCUCAGACACCGUCGUGGAAUGUCAGGUUAUCUCAUAUCAGAAGAAAUCUCUCGCUGGCCAUGGGGAUAUACAAUCUAUCGCACUGUUUUCACGCCGGAAUCAGACACUCACUGGGAAGCUAUGGUGGACGCAAUUCGAGAAAACAUAUUUGCCUCUCUUGAAAUUCAGUUACGAGAGGAUUCGGACGAGAACGAGAAUGCACACCGACUUCUACGAGACGGAUAUCGCAGCCUUGAGUUUAAAGAGAAAGCUAGCCUCGACGGAGCUAGUGUCGAGCAAGUUCGCGAGCAAUUCAAAUAUUUUGUCACAAAUGAGUUCUUCGCUGCUGGUGCUCGAUUUCGCUGGUGUAUUCUCAUCGAUUCAGAGGCACUUCAAUCAUUUAUACACUACCCACAGCCUGUCAAACCUUCUGAACUAUCAGAGCCCGGUGCAUUUGAAGAAAAUGGUGCCUGGGUGACGGUUGUGGAUCCUGAAUAUGAGCCGGGCUCUUAUACCAAGGGCAAAGCCCGCUUCUACCAAGGAUAUAUGUGUUGCCAUCUUAAUAGACUGCUCUCUCUUGCAUGGGCAGGAUCUAUGAAGCAUAUGUCGAAAAUGAUUCGUCGGGAUGGCGAUGGUAUUCCCUGGUACGAAGAAAACCUUUAA